Messenger RNA from Pectinophora gossypiella (pink bollworm), 2347 nucleotides. RefSeq names its product NKAP family protein-like. The transcript is spliced from 6 exons. NCBI's taxonomy places the organism in Eukaryota, Metazoa, Arthropoda, Insecta, Lepidoptera, Gelechiidae. Bases 463 to 2244 code for a protein of 593 amino acids. The record is from RefSeq and is a predicted model, not a curated record.
UCGGCGGGAAACGGGAACGGGACAGUUGCUUUCUUCAUUGAGUAAUCUAAAUAAUUAAUACGAAGUGGUGUUUUGUGGUUAAUGAUCGCAUUAAGUUAGUCAGAAGACAUUUGCGAGUGUUAUUAUAUUGGAGUAUUCAAUAAACAAAGUGUAUCUGCCUAUUUUCGCUUCGUGUCGGGAAGCCGCUUCAUAGCUCAAAAGUUUAUGCGGACUUUUGAGUUAAUUCGUUUGGGGUUCGGAGUAGGAGUCUACUCCGAGGGUGGGGGCUUAGGUUUCAUCAUCAUCACCUUUCAUCAUUUCAUUAAUCAUCAAGAAAAAAAAUACGUAAGACAUGGCUGUAUGGGCAUAGUUCCCUUUGCCUUACCCUUCGGGGAAAACCAAACCAAACCUAUGGCAAUUGUCGCAUUGUAUUUUAGGAUUUUCUGUGUUCGGUUUGUGGCUUUUUUAUAAGCAAAAUUAAAAAUGUCAACGAGAGAGACGGAUUUGUCGCAUUUACACUCGUACAUUGAAGGAAUGGAUAAAGAAAUAACUAUGAUAUUACAAAGUUUGCAAUGGGACCAAAAACAUUUGUUAGAGGGCAUACCCUUAGUGGCUUGUAAACAUGAUUCGACUCAUAAGGUGCCCCCAGACAAGAAAGAAGAUCAUGAGAUUGAUUGUUUAUUGAGAAGUCAGGGUUACAGUAAAGAAGAUAUUCUGCUGCCAGAAGUCAUUGAUUCUUCGGUUCACACACUUGUUAAACUUAGCAAGAAUGAUAUUGACCACUUAAUACACUCUGCGGCCCUAUCUGAUCCAUUAUUCAAAACAGGUUCCGGGUCAGAGCAUCCACCCCUGACGGCGGAGCGCUUGCAGGCGGCGUACUCAGCAGACGAGCGCCGCGUCAUCCACGACGCCGUGGUCGGCGCUAUGCCCGACAGCUGGCACGGCGAGGACAUCCUGCUGCCGAGGUGUGCACUCUGCGAGGGUGGCGAGGGCGAGGGUGUCCGCCGGCGCAAAUCUAAGCUGGAAGUGCUGGCGGAGCUGCGCGACAUGCGUCGCCGGCGCGUGCGCUACCGCGGCGCCACGGCCAACAGGAACUAUUCGCACGUCAUCAGGGACCUCAUCAAGACGCAGAUGGAAGUGUACACUGGCGUGCAAGGUGAUGAUAUGCCUGCAACUUCUACUGCAGAAAGUAAUAGACACCUACCAAUAGAUUGUGAACAGCAACAUAAUAAAGACAUAAACAAAGAUAACAAUAUAUCUAGAGAAAGAUACAGAAAUAAUAAAGACAAUUACAGAGGAACCAAACGCAAUGAAAAACGAACAGAACGAAGUCGUUCAAAUGAAAGAUAUAGAUAUGACGAACAACGUCGUCGUACAAAAAUUACGCUUAAAGAUAGGUAUUCCAACGUUCACGACAGAGACCAGCGUGACAACACAAGUGAGACAUUUAUCAAGAUUGAAAGUAGUGAAAUCGAAAUUAAAAGAGAAAUAGGUGAAUACACGGAGUAUGGAGAUAAAAGUGCAAAAGACAAAGGACACAGAGAUGGUUAUAAUAACGGAGAUGCAAAAUGUAAAACUAAUCAAUACGGUGCUGGUGGUUCCGGUUCUACGAAAAGACAUCGAGAACAGAAUUUUACAGGUGAUGGAUAUAGGAAUGAGAAAGUUCACAACAGUAAUAAAUACGAAAAUAGUGAUAACUCUGCCAGGAGGAGGUACCACCGGCACCGCGAUGAUAGGACUGAUUCCGACAGUGGAGUUAUCAGAACUAUCAAAAUUGAAAGACAUGAAGAUUGUGGUGCAUCUAGAAAACAUAGUGAAUACAAUGCUUCCAAUAGCGGAAAUGAAAAAGGAUUUGAAAAUCAUAAGUUUAACGAAAAAGCAAGUUCCUCUAGCAAGAGACACCAUGAACGCAGAGAUUAUAACAACGUUGGGAAUGAAAGAGCACGUACAACUAACAAAUAUGGCGAGAGUGAAGGAAAGCGAUAUCGCGAAGACAGUGACAGAGAUAUUCAUUCUGAUUCCUCGAGGACAACACAUUCUAGCUAUCGCCAUGAUUACGAUCAUAAGAGAACUCACAAGAGUCACAAGCAUAAAGACAGUUCUGACUCUUCUGCAAUGAGACAAAACGGACACAGUGGUGAUUACAGAUAUGAGAGAAGUCACAGAACAGAGAAGCACGACGGUUCAAGUUCUUCUAAGAAUGUUCAUCGCGAUCGUAGCAAAGAUCGACCAAAAGAAAGAUACGAAUACAAACACCUGAGAUAGAUAGAUACCGCCUACGUCGUAAAACAUGAAGACGAACUUUCAUAUGCAUGGACAUGAAACGUAGGCGACAUUCGUGACUGUAAUAAAGCUUUUUCUAAGAAAA